Molecule: messenger RNA, 2733 nt
Organism: Melitaea cinxia (Glanville fritillary)
Lineage: Eukaryota; Metazoa; Arthropoda; Insecta; Lepidoptera; Nymphalidae
Product: beta-alanine transporter-like
Exons: 12
Coding region: 383-2515 (710 amino acids)
Biological process (GO): transmembrane transport
Cellular component (GO): membrane
Molecular function (GO): transmembrane transporter activity
Source: RefSeq, a predicted model, not a curated record
CCCCUGAUCGUUCAGUCACGAUUAGCACGGGUUGCGCGGGGGCAUAUCGACUAGUAUUACGCGCGUAUUACCGCGGCUUACACGUGUUAUUGUACGUACGGGUAAUCAUACCGCGAAGUUAAUUCUUAUUAUUCAAUCUUUUUUACCUUUGUUUGUUAUUUACAUGAUUAUAAUAAAAAUGAGUUAGUUAUUGAUGUUAAAAUUAUGCUAUAACAGUGUUCCUUUAUAUGAUAAAAUAUUUUUAAUUGUAAUAAUUUUAUGCGAUUUUUGAAUGAUUAUAAAAAAAGCGUCAAAAGCAAUGUCGAAUGUAUAUGAAAGCCUUAUUCUUGUGGAAAUUGUCGAUGAUGUGUGUGUAUAAAGUGGGUUAUUUUGAACCGUAAAUAUGACUUGGACAGAAGAAUUAGACGAAGCGUCUGUGCUCGCAACAAAGAAGGGUUACUGGCAUAUUGUUCUCUUCUAUUUGCUAUGUGGACUUGCCGCUAUACCCACUUCUUUCUUAGUCUUCUCUCAGGUCUUCAUCAAUGCUACACCUAAGCACUGGUGCGCACCACCUCCAGCACUGAAAGGGUUGGACCUCCCAACUGACCUAUUGCGGAACCUGACAGUACCAGGAGAUAAAAGUAAUGAAGCUUGUAACAGCUACUCACUCAAUAUGGAAGAAUUAUAUACGGCACUCGAUGACUAUGUGAUAGAAAGAUCUAAGAUCAUCAGAGUAGGAGAUAUAGUUACUACGUUGAAGACUAAGGAGUUUGUCCCUGCUUUUGGAUUGAAAGAGAGAAAAGAACAGUUACGUCGCGUCCAGGAAGCUAUUUUGACGACUCGCGGAGAGCCUACAACAUGUCCACAUGGUUGGCAGUUCAGCACCGAACAUUACAAAACCACUUUAGUUACAGAAUUUUCAUUAGUCUGCGAUAAAGAUUGGCUUCCAAGAACGAGUAACACACUUUUCUGGGUGGGCUCAAUAUUUGGCAAUUUGUUCUUCGGGUGGUUCUCUGACAGAUACGGGCGUCGUCCAACCAUCCUCCUCAUGAUCCUGCUGGAAGUACCUUUAGCAAUCGCUGCGUCAUUCCCAGGAAACUAUUGGACAUACAUUGCCUUGAGAGUUUCUGGAGGACUUUUCUUCCCAGCACUUUACCAAUUGCCUUUUAUCCUGGCUUUGGAGUUGAUGCCACCGUCCAGGAGAACAUAUACUGGUAUCGUGGUAGGAAUGUUGUUCGCAAGUGGAAUGUGCUUGUUGGCACUUCUGGCAUAUCUAUUGCGAGACUGGUUCUAUCUCUCAUUGGCAACCAGUCUUCCGUUCAUUUUAUUAUUCGGUUAUUACUGGUUAAUUCCCGAAUCUCCAAGAUGGUUAGUUGGCAGAGGCCGUGUCGCUGAUGCAGAGAAAGUUCUAAGAAACCUGGCUAAGAGAAAUGGUAUAACAUUACCACAUGGAUUUUUAAUAGAAUUACACAAAAAAAUCAAAGCAGAUGAAGAUACUGAUAUAUCUAUCGUUCCUAAUGGUCAAAUACUAGAGAGAGAAAGAGAAAGCUAUAUGGAUAGGCGAAUAAGCAAUAUGCUUCCAUACAAACCUGAUUUUAGGAAAAUUAACGAAACAAAUAAUGAAAGCAAAGAAAGCUUAGAAAAGACAGUGACAAUAAGUAUUGACGCAUCCCAGAAUUAUAAAAGAGACUCAGAAGAUCAUAAUGACGAAAUGUCAAAUUCAGAAGAAUUCUCCACUUUAGAACCACAGCAAAAACCAUUACCAGUAGAUUAUACAUCAUCAAUAAAUACAUUUAGAAGAAAAUCUAUUCAAAUAGUAAAUAAGAUACUUUUGAAAGAAGAAGAAGAUAUUGUUGAAAAGAAGAGAAUGGACGAUCAGAACUCAGAAGGAGAUUGUAAAGCAUCUCCUUUAGAUGUAUUCAGAUAUCCUAAUAUUAGGAAAAAGUUUUUAAUACUUACAUUUAAUUGGAUAGCAUUAGGUGUAGUUUAUAAUAGUUUAAGUUACAACACACCAAAUUUAGGUGUCGAUGAUUAUUUAGCUUUUUUUAUUGGUGGUGCAGUAGAAAUACCAUCAUAUUUUAUUGCCUUGCAAUGCAUGGAAAGGUACGGACGGCGUUGGGUUUUGUGCGUCUUCAUGAGUGUUGGUGGCGUCGCUUGUCUUAGCUGUGCUCUAGUUCCUGAAGCCUGGCCCUGGAUAACGGUGUCUCUAGCGAUGUUGGGCAGGCUGUGUGCGGCGGCUUCCUUCUCAGUCUUCUACGUGCAAAUCGGGGAGUUGCUGCCAACAGUCGUGCGGGCUCAAGCCAUGGGCGCAUCUUCCGUCAUCGCCGGCGUUGGGUUAUUGACCUGCCCAUACAUUGUGUCUUUGGCGUCCUACUCCAGAUCUCUUCCACUCAUCAUCAUGGGUGUUUUGAGUGUAGUUGCGGGGAUAACAUCACUUUUUCUGCCGGAAACCUUAAACCAACUGCUACCUCAGACUCUGGAAGAUGGAGAGUCGUUUGGAAGAGACUUCAAAAUGUUGAGUUGCGUUAAUACGUGAUGAUGGACAUUUAAAAUGUUAAAAUAGUGUCUUAGUGUUUAUGUCUGUGUUUCAUAUGUAUGUAUAUUUUAAAAUUACAUUAAUUCAGUCUUCUAUUUCCAUAUAAGAGUAGGAACAGGAAACUCAGCUUACCAUAAUAUACAUUAAGAUAAAAGCGAAUUAAUAUAGAUGUCACCAUUUUAUAAAACGACCAAAUCAUCUAUAUUAAUAUCUUAUAU